This is a messenger RNA of Closterium sp. Yama58-4, 4026 nucleotides long. The record is from the annotation of a GenBank genome assembly. NCBI's taxonomy places the organism in Eukaryota, Viridiplantae, Streptophyta, Zygnematophyceae, Desmidiales, Closteriaceae.
AUGGCAGCAACAACCACGGGAACGUGGGUGCAAGCCACAGAGUUUCUAGACUGGAUCAGGGCGACCCUGCGCGAGGGGGGAGGGGGCCCUGUGACUGUACAGGGCCCGCAGGGCGAGUGGCAGGUGGACGGGGAGGAUCUGAUGGAUAUUCUGCAGCAGGAACUACCGGGGGAGGUGCGAUUCACCACCACUAUAGUCACAGGGGAGGGGUGGCCGGGCGGGGGAGGGGAUGGUGCUGGAGGGGGGGUUGUGCGAGAGGGCGGGGGAGGGGAUGGGGGAAGAGGGGCGGGGAGGGGGGAAGGAGGGGAAGUGAGGGUGGGAACAAGAGAAGAGGGGACAGGAGGUGAGGAGGAGGAAGAGGUGGAGGAAGAAGGGGAGGAGGAAGAGGAUGAGGAGGAAGAGGAGGAAGAGGGAGGGGGAGGGGGAGAGGAGGGUGGGGAGGAGGAGAUGAUGGAUGGGCAGGGGUUGCUGCUGCUGGGGGAAGAGGAGAUGGGAGAGGCGGGGGCGGAAAUGUUUUCAGAUACUGAUGAUGACAGUGGUGAUGGGGAGAGGGAUGGUGAUGGGAAUGAUACGGAGGAGGGUGGUGCUGGUGUUGGUGAUGGUGCUGGUGCUGGUGCUGGUGCUGGUGCUGGUGAUGGGGAUGGGGAUGGGGAUGGUGAUGGGGAUGGGGAUGGUGAUGGGGAUGGGGAUGGGGAUGAGGUGAUGCUAGAUGCUGUUAGUCAGGGGUUAGAAGAGGAUGGGGAUGAGGGGCAGCAAGAGGGGCAGACCCAAGGGGUGACAAGGGAAGCAGCAGAAGCAGCAGCAGAAGCAGCAGCAGCAGCAGCAGCAGCAGCGCAGCAGGCAGGUGUAGCUGGUACGGGCAUUCGUGGUGUGGUUACUACAGUGCCGCCCGUUGCUGCAGUGCCGCCCAUUGCUGCAGUGCCGCCCGUUGCUGCAGUGCCGCCCGUUGCUGCAGUGCCGCCCGUUGCUGCAGUGCUGCCCGUUGCUGCAGUGCCGCCCAUUGCUACAGUGCCGCCCAUUGCCACACUGCCAGCUGCUGCUGCAGUAGUUGGAGCAGGCACUGCCAUUCCAGGGGCUGGAGGGGAAGCGCGAGCAGGGGCAGGCGGAGGGCCAGGGGGAGGGGCAGGGGGAGGGGCAGGGGGAGGGGCAGGGGGAGGGGCAGGGGGAGGGGCAGGGGGAGGAGCAGGGGGAGGAGCAGGGGGAGGAGCAGGGGGAGGAGCAAGGGGGGGAGCAGGGGGGACACGCGCAGGGGCAGGGGGAGUCCGUCCAGGGGAGGGGGGAGCUGGCGCCGCCAGGGGGAGGCUGGACGCAGUGCAGGCUGCAGCGGGGGAGGUGUUUCGGGGGUUCUGGAUGAACAUUCCCCCCAUCAGGCGCACUGCUAGGCUGAGGCGCAGGGGCAUCUCUGGGAGGGCGGAUCUGUUCGGGCAGGCAGGGGGAAGAGGGAUGGGUGCGGAGGAGAGGGAGAGUGGGGCAGUGGUGGGCGGGGGGCUGGCGAGUGGGGUGUGUGUGAAGGGGUGUGGGCAUGUGAUUCACCACUCGUGCAUGGACCAGUACUUCUCAAGUCUUUACCAGAGGUAUCUGAGUGGUUCUUUCUACGAGGGCUCGUCUGUGGUGGACCCUGAAGCGGGCGAGUUCCUGUGUCCCGUGUGCCGCCGUCUCGCCAACGCCACCCUCCCUCUGCUCCCAUCUCGCUGCCCGCCUCUGCCCUCCCCACCCCUUCCCUCGCGUCCCCUCCCAUCUCCUCUGCCCUCUUCUCCUCUCCCUGGGGCUCACCAGUCCAUCCCUCUUGCUGCACCCACUGAGAGCCAAGGACGGGCACAAGAAGCAGCGCGGAUUGGAGCAGCAACAGCAGGGGAAGGGUUUGCAGCAGCAGGAGAAGCAGCAGCAGCAGCAGCAGCAGCGCCUAGAGUAGCAGGAGGAGGGACCGGAGGGCAUGGGUCUGAGGGCAUGUCAAGUGGUGCGUCUGGUUUGGCUGGUGUAGUGUGGCGAAUCAAGGAGGCGGAGAGCAGGGUGAGAGAGCGUAACCUCCGAGCCUGUAUUGUCGCCGAACCUGCUGUCAGGUCCGGUGAAGGCAGGCUCGGCACCAGAGCUGCGUCAAGAAGGGAUCCGAAUGUUGGAACCACCAUAAGCCGCACUGAGGGCAUGAUUAGGGGUGUUUCCUCUUACCCUAGAGAAACAGGUAACGUGGUAACGGGUAAUGCGGUAACCGGUAGCACGGUAACCAUCCCUCAAGACAUGGUAACAAGACAGCCUCCACGUAUGCAGGAGGCUAUAGAGGCCACGGCUAUGCGCAUCUGCCAGGUGGCGCGUUCGGAUUCGUCGAGAUUCCGCCAUGUGGCGCUUGGUCGCGAGCUACAAGGCCUGCUGAUUUGGCAGAGUCUGGAGUACACGGUUGCCUGCGCUGAGCUGGCAGGGCGAGGGGCGCCACCUGGCUGUCCAGCUGGCAGGGUUGACACGUCAGCACAGUUCUGGGGGCUGGGGGAGACGGCGGCAGCGAGGAUGAGGACAGGUGGCGCGAUGUGGUUGGCUACUGCUGAGGCGAGAGUUGCGGCACUGGCUGCUUGUGCAGAGGAGGAAGGGUGGAAGGGGGAGUGGAUGGAGGAGGGAAGAGUAGAGGGAGAGGGGAGAGGGUGUGAGGGAGCAAGCAUGAGGAGGGAAGAGAGAGGUGGGUCCAGUAGUGAGGGGAUGGAGGGAAUGGAAAUAGGGAGUUCAAGAGGCAUGGAGGUGGGAGGGGAUGGCAGCAGUGGUGGUCAAGGGAGGAGUGAGGAAGGAGGAGGGAACAGCAUAGGAAGAGAGGUGAGCGGUGGUGAGGAGAGGAGCAGUGGUGGUGAAGAGAGGAGUGGUGGUGGGGAGGAGGGGAGUAGUGGUGAUAGGAUGGGAGAGGAGAGGAGACAUCACGAGUGGAGGAGGCAGCUUAUAGAGAGGAUGCAGGGGAGGGCGCAAGGGGGGGCGCAGGGGGGGGCGCAUGGGGGGGCGCAUGGGGGGAAGGGGAAGGCGGAGGGCACAGUUGGGGCGCUGGCACGUUUGGCAGUGGCUCAGGCGUCUCACAGCACGCAUGCUGUCAUGCUCAGGACACGUGGCAUGCUGCCAUUGGUCGACAGCUUGGCCCCUGGGACACCAUCAGAAGCAGCACUAUCCGCACCUCAUGCCGCAGCCGUCCCUUCAUCUGGUUCUCCCGACCCCUCCCAUCCCACCCACCCCUCCUCUUCCUCUUAUUCCACCUCCACCUCCCCACCUACCUCUCUCCCCGCCUCCCUCUCCGCCUCCCCAUCCCCAUCCUCCCCCCCGGAGGAAAACGCCUUUCUCCUCCUCCUCGCCUCCCCCGCUCUCGUGCGUGAUCCCUUCCUCUCCCUCUCCCGCCUCCUCUACUGCCUCCUCCCGCUCCCCCUUCCCCACCUCGCCUCGCUCUCCCACCCAUCUCAACACAAAGCUUCAGGUUUGUUCGAGCACAAAGUAAGCAGAGAGGAGGAGGGCAUGGCGGGUGUGGUGAGGGAUGCAGUGCGGUUGGCGUACACAGCAGCAGUGGCUCAAGCCUUGCUGCUCCUCACCCCUGCUGCCUUCCGCCUGCUCCCCGCUCUUGCAUUCCCUGCUGCUCUUCCUCAUAGCAGUGUCCCUACUCAUGCAUCCUCAGUCCCUGCCGCCUUGGUGCCGGAGCAGCCAGCAUUCUGUCUUCUCUGCGCUUCACUGCUUUGCGGUUCCACCAGUCGUGUGCAUGAGUCUAGGAGUGGGAGCACCAAGCGAGGUUGCUGUGGGGGGAGCUACGCACAUGCCAAGGAGUGCGGGGCCGGCCUGGGGGUUUUCCUCCUCGUGCGGCGCACUUCUGUGAUGCUGCUGCGUCGUAUGCGUUAUGCCGCGUGGCCGUCACCCUAUCUCGAUGCAUAUGGUGAAGAGGAUGAGAACCUGCGGCGUGGCAAGCCAUUGUAUCUCAGUACCGACCGCUUCCACACCCUCCAAUCCAUGGUGGCAUGUCAUGGGGUGGAUCAUAAUUCCCUCGUUCUCUCUCAUUCCACCAGAGUUCCCUUCUAG